AGAAAAGAAAAGGACAAGAAAAGAAAAGACAAGAAAGACGGCUAAGAAAGAAGCACAUACGCUGCGCGGAUCCAAGCGCGGCUGGCCGGAAAGAUCAGCGUUUUGGAACUAAGAAGAGAGAAGGCGAAGGGGGAAGGAGAGGAGAGACCCAUCACAUCUCGUCUUUAUGUUCAAGGAGGGCAGGAGCAUGUCUCGGUUGUCCCUGACGCGGUCCCCGGUCUCCCCCCUGGCCGCGCAGGGCAUCCCGCUCCCGGCCCAGCUGACCAAGGCCAACGCCCCCGUGCACAUCGACGUGGGAGGACACAUGUACACCAGCAGCCUGGCCACACUCACCAAGUACCCCGACUCCAGGAUCAGUCGUCUCUUUAACGGUACGGAGCCCAUCGUGCUGGACAGUCUAAAGCAGCACUACUUCAUCGACCGCGACGGAGAGAUCUUCAGAUACAUCCUCAGCUUCCUGCGAACCUGCAAACUGCUGCUGCCCGACGACUUCAGGGAGUAG
This is a messenger RNA of Engraulis encrasicolus (European anchovy), 502 nucleotides long. RefSeq names its product BTB/POZ domain-containing protein kctd15. Lineage: Eukaryota; Metazoa; Chordata; Actinopteri; Clupeiformes; Engraulidae. The record is from RefSeq and is a predicted model, not a curated record. The coding region runs from base 167 to 502 and encodes 111 amino acids. Gene Ontology annotation, biological process: protein homooligomerization. The transcript has 4 exons.